Messenger RNA from Capronia coronata CBS 617.96, 789 nucleotides. RefSeq lists its product as uncharacterized. The transcript is spliced from 2 exons. Gene Ontology annotation, molecular function: GTPase activity; GTP binding. Bases 1 to 789 code for a protein of 262 amino acids. Lineage: Eukaryota; Fungi; Ascomycota; Eurotiomycetes; Chaetothyriales; Herpotrichiellaceae. Gene Ontology annotation, biological process: regulation of endocytosis. Gene Ontology annotation, cellular component: endosome. The record is from RefSeq and is a predicted model, not a curated record.
AUGCCCAUUAUCACCCCAGUUCCCACGCCGCCUUGGAAUUACAUCGCGAAACUUGUCUGCAUCGGGGAUUCUGGGACCGGGAAGUCCAGCUUAACCAUCCGCCUCUGCGAGGGAAGAUUCUCCGCCUCCCACGAUGUCACCAUCGGCGUUGAAUUUGGCUCUCGAAUAGUGCCGGUUGGUCCUCCUGCAAAUGCAUCCUUGGGUAUCGGUGCCCCCAAUGGCGAAGCCAACCGUGUCAGACCAGAAGAGCAAAAGAAAAUGAAGCUGUCAUUAUGGGACACGGCAGGACAAGAGACAUACAAAAGCAUUACAAGGAGUUAUUUCAGAGGCGCGUCCGGCGCUUUGCUAGUGUUCGACAUCACGCGGAGGAGCAGCUUCGAGUCCGUGACCGGCUGGCUCAACGAUCUCCGACAGAUCGCCGAGGAAAAGAUCGUGGUCAUCCUUGUGGGCAACAAAUCCGACCUGGCUGCGCAAAGCACCGGCGUCGAGGGUGGGACCAGACGUGCGGUCACCAAGGAGGAGGCAGAGGACUGGUGUCGGAGGGAAAAUGUGGUCAAAUAUGUCGAGACCAGUGCCAAAAGUGGUGAGGGAGUCGAACAGGCGUUUCUAGAGGUUGCCGAACGGAUAUACCAAAACAUUGAAGCGGGAAAAUAUGAUCUUAACGACCGAAGAAGCGGAGUCAAAGGCUAUGGCGCGGGUGCUGGGCGGGAAGAAGGGAAACGGCCCAAGACGGUCAACCUUACAAUGAACGAUGCAGUCAAGAGUGGUCAGGGCGGAGGUUGCUGCUGA